AUGUUCCACCCGUUGAUCACACCAUUAACGACCUACAUGUACACCACGGAUAUCCAGGACAACGGCACAGUGAGCGCAACUGACGCAGAACGCCUGCCUCCCGGCGGCUUCAGCCUACGACACGGAUUCCCAGCUUGGUUUGGACGAGGAAGCCGAAGUGUGGCGGGUAGUAGGCAGGCCAGCGGCCAGCAGCAGCCCCCGGCAACGCCGGCGAGAGGCGGUACAUCAAGCAGUGCGGCGACGACACCAAGUUCCAAGGCUACGCCGAUUGGAGGGCGUCCGGGAUACCUCGACACCUCGCGACGGGAGGUUUCGACGUACGAGGUUUUGAGAUACAUUAGGAGCACGUUCGAUGAUGACAGUGUGCUUGAUUCGGUGCCGCUUGAGGCUGCUGGCAACCCGGGCGCUUGGCACGCAUGGCGGACGCGUCAGCGCCAGGCGGGCAAUGUCACUGAAGACUCUGCAAAGCGGCCAGUGGAGGCGCAGGAAGGGGAAACUGAAGAGAGGAAGGCCGAGGGAGAGACGGCCGCGGCUGAUGGCCAAGACAAGGCUGAACAGCCAGUCCCCGAGGCCGAGCCUGCUGCGCCGGCGACACCCGUCGCGAACACUAUCAAGCGGAAGCCAGUGUCGGGCGUUGUGCCUACCCCGCGGCACCCUGGAGAGUGGAACUGGGAAGGAGUGUGGGAGGACAGAGUACAGAAGGGCAUCGCGGCGUCCCUUUCGGAGGCGGUGCUGUACGGAGCGGCCAGCGGCGGUGACGAUUUGAUCAACUUCCUCGCAAUGGAGGAAGGCGAGGUGGAUUCUGUCCGUGAGAACCUGCAGCGGACGCUGGGAAGCGGCGCCGCGACCCCCGAAGAACGAAUUAGCAUGCAGGGCGUGCCUGCUGGCGAAUGA
Molecule: messenger RNA, 894 nt
Organism: Colletotrichum chrysophilum
Lineage: Eukaryota; Fungi; Ascomycota; Sordariomycetes; Glomerellales; Glomerellaceae
Exons: 2
Coding region: 1-894 (297 amino acids)
Source: RefSeq, a predicted model, not a curated record